Erigeron canadensis is the source of this 1942-nucleotide messenger RNA. RefSeq names its product NEDD8 ultimate buster 1. The transcript has 11 exons. The record is from RefSeq and is a predicted model, not a curated record. NCBI's taxonomy places the organism in Eukaryota, Viridiplantae, Streptophyta, Magnoliopsida, Asterales, Asteraceae. The coding region runs from base 55 to 1695 and encodes 546 amino acids. Gene Ontology annotation, molecular function: protein binding. Gene Ontology annotation, biological process: regulation of ubiquitin-dependent protein catabolic process.
CAAACCUAAAAUAAAACCCUUUGAACACAAAACAUCAUAUCGUACAUCAAAACCAUGGCUGCAAAAAUAAAAAUAGCAGGAGCAUGGAGUGGUGUAUUAGAGACAGUAGAUUUAGAAGAAUGGACUGUACCCUUUUUAAAACAACAAAUUUCAAACAAGUUAAACUGCUCAGUAGAUUCUAUUAACCUUAUUUGUGCAGGAAAAGUGUUGAAAGAUGAUACUAAAAAAUUGAUUGAAUUUGGCAUUAAAAAUAAUUCCAAGAUUUUGGUCACAAAAGUGUCACCUGAUCAAGGCAAAGAAUUGGUUGCUGAAGAAGAGAAAUCUAUUCGGCUUCAAAGACUCAAGGCUGCUGCUACUUCACUGGCUACAAGACAUGCUGAUGGUUCAUUGCCGCUCGAAGAUUUCAAUAUUGAAUUGGAGAAUCAAAGUGGAGAGAAAGUGCAGCUGGGUACUGAGAAUGAUCAACGUGCACUAAUGACGGGGCUUAUGUUUCAUGGAAAAGCAAAGCGCUUGGUCAAAACCAAACAAUAUGACUAUGCCUUGGAAGUUCUAAUUAUGGGGGAGGAGUCUUUCUCGCUAUGCGAUCCCAAGGUUGUUCAGCUAAUUGACAACGUCCCAAUCCUUAAAAUAGACAUGGUUUGGUGUUAUUUCAUGCUCAAAGAUAUCAGUAAGCUAUCAGUCGCUGGUAAACGCCUUGAAGAAGCUCGAGUUGGAAUUGAACAAUCUCAUGGGAAGGAAUCUACCCGUCUUAGACUUCUUCAAGGAAAUUCUCACCCCGAGCUUGCACUUCACUUGAGAUUGGAAUUGCUGGAAGGUAUAGUGGCAUAUCAUAGUGGGGAUCUUGAAAAGGCAAAGAAAUCACUGAAUAGUGCCAGGGAUAGAUACUUGCAGCUCCAGGUACCGGAUGAGGCACUAUCGCUACUAAUGGGAAUGGGGUAUCAAGAAAAUGCUGCAAAAAGGGCACUACGCAUGAACGGUCAAGAUGUUGAGCGGGCCGUUAAUUUUCUUGUCGAGGAAAGAGCUAAGAAACAACAGAAAAGAGAGGAUGACCUUCGUAGAAGAGAUGAAAUCAUGGAGCAGAAGAAAUUUGGAGUUACACCACUCAGGAAAGCAGUGGAUCUUCAGAAGUUAAAGGAAUUGGUAUCGGUUGGUUUUGACAAAGAACUUGCUGCGGAGUCCCUCCGAAGAAACGAAAAUGAUUUCCAAAAAGCUCUUGAUGACUUGACGAACCCAGAAACAAAUUCUGACAUUCAGCUUUUUAUCGAAUCACGCAAGAAAAAGCGAUUGCGCCAAGCUGCAGAUGAUGCUAUUGAGAGACUCACAGCCAUGGGGUUUCUGAGAGAAACAGUUAUGGCUGCUGUUCGUGCUUUUGGAACAGAAGAACUAGCUUUAAAUAAUCUGGUUGAGCAAAGUGCACAAGGUGGGAAUGCACCAGUCGCAGGUCCAGUGGUGGACAAUAGUGCUGGCAGUUCUAGUGGUUCAGUUGGUGUAGGUUCAUCAAGUGCGGCUGCAAAUGAAAUGAUCUCAAAUGAUGGAGAUAUCUCUGGAUUUGAUGAUAAGAUGGAGAGGGAUGUGGAAAUGGAAGACGAGCUUACUGAGGAUUUACAAACGGAAGAUGCGUUUUCAGAUUACGACAUGGAACUUACGAGAGAAGGUGAAGCUAUAGAAGAGUACUUGGCAUUGGUCGUGGUCUAACUAUUAACAGUGAUGCACAUAUGGUUUUUAUGUACAUGGGAUUUUAGUAGUUUUUGUAUAAAUCUGGAUGAUACCUACUUAUUAGCGUAGGGAUGUUUUCUCGUAUAAUCUGAUUAGUUCCAGUUAUGCUGAAGAAAAUAUGUUCGGAAGUCAGGCAUGUAGAUGUUUUUUUGGUACAUUUGCGUAUAAGAAAGUACUGAAUAUAUAAGGAAAAUGCAAAAGAAGUGUUCACAAAGGCUUAAAAGUA